Messenger RNA from Tarenaya hassleriana, 829 nucleotides. Its product is annotated as cytochrome b561 and DOMON domain-containing protein At4g17280-like. The transcript is spliced from 2 exons. Lineage: Eukaryota; Viridiplantae; Streptophyta; Magnoliopsida; Brassicales; Cleomaceae. The record is from RefSeq and is a predicted model, not a curated record. Bases 59 to 646 code for a protein of 195 amino acids.
AUUAAUCUAUACAUUCCCAAUUGAAUCUUUCACGUUUUCUGAUACAUAAACCAAACCAAUGGCCAGAAUCCCGAAUCCUCUUCUCAUUCUCUCGGCCGUAAUCUCCGUAACAUUAACUCCAUGCUCCGCUCAGACAUGUUCUAACUACAAGUUUCAGAGCGGCCAUGUCUUCGAAUCCUGCAACGACCUCUCUGUCCUCGAUUCCUUCCUCCACUACACCUACGAUUCCUCCGCCGGUAUCCUCAAAAUCGCUUACCGCCGCACCAACCUCUCGCCGGAGAAUUGGGUCGCUUGGGCCGUCAAUCCGACAUCCUCCGGCAUGGUCGGCUCUCAGGCCAUCGUCGCUUACCCGAAAAACGACGGCUCCGUCCGGGCAUACACGUCGCCGAUCGGGAGCUACUCGACGACUCUGCGAGAGGGUGGUCUGAGUUUUAACGUGUCCGGGGUGUCUGCGAGUUACAAGAACAGUGAGAUGGUUGUGUUCGCGAAUCUGGAGAUCUCCAAGAUUGUGGGAAGUGAUGGGUCGAUCAACACGGUUUGGCAAGAUGGGCCUUUGUCUUCGUCUGGCAACACUCCUCUCUCGCAUCCGACCACCGGAGAACAUGUUCAGUCCAUGUCUUCUCUCCUUCUCAAACCCAACCGCUGAAGGGUUAAAAGGUGUAAAAACGAAACGUUCAUGCCACUGUGGACGUACGAAUGGUGGUCGAGAAGUCGUGGAGAUACACAAAUAAUAUGAAAAUAAAACCACGAUUAGGUGGGAUCCAAAAGGCUCUAUGUUGUGGGGAUUUAUUGGAAAAAAAAUGAUGAUAUUAUGAUUUGAUUCUAUCUA